Emericellopsis cladophorae is the source of this 1461-nucleotide messenger RNA. RefSeq names its product U4/U5/U6 small nuclear ribonucleoprotein-like protein. Lineage: Eukaryota; Fungi; Ascomycota; Sordariomycetes; Hypocreales; Bionectriaceae. Gene Ontology annotation, cellular component: U4/U6 x U5 tri-snRNP complex. Gene Ontology annotation, biological process: mRNA splicing, via spliceosome. The coding region runs from base 1 to 1461 and encodes 486 amino acids. The record is from RefSeq and is a predicted model, not a curated record. The transcript has a single exon.
AUGGAGCGCUCACAGCAAGAUCGCCUUGGACCAAGACACGAUGGCACGUCACGUAUACAAAAAUCAGAGUCGGCAGCAGAGCGCCUUGCCGCUCUCAAGGCUCGAGUGUCCGCGGCUAUCGACACUAGUAAGGCAAAAGGAGGCCUCAAUGUAGGUCUGCACCCUGCUUUGGAGGACCUGGGGUCGUGGAAACCUGCAACAAAGGGCAAAGACGCCGCCAAACCAUCCUCGCUACACAAAAACGACGCAUACCGGACACUGAACGACCCGAGAGCCCAGAGCCCCGGCAUUCUGGGCGCUGACGGCAAGAACCCCUACCUUGACACGAAGGCAUCCUCUCAACACAAUGUGGGCAAGCCACGCGAAUCUCGGCAGCUCAUCUUCAAUCAAAAAGGAAAAUAUAUCCAACAAGGUGCUGCUCUAAGACGACAAGCGGCCCUCGAGGCGAUGAAAAAGCGCAUCGCGGAACAGACGCGAAAAGCUGGCAUUGACGAUGAUCUCGAUGUGGAAAAGAAUUUUGUCGUGGACGCACCGCCCGAUAUUGAGUGGUGGGACGAGGGUUUGGUCAACGGGUCAAAUUACGACGACAUUGAGAACUCUUACAACCUGAAGAUCAACAGCCCCGACUCGAUUAUCACAGAGUACAUCCAACAUCCCGUACAAUUGCAGCCAGCGCAAGACAAGCAGGCGCCGCGUGAGGCAACUCUGUAUCUUACGUCAAAGGAGCAAGCCAAGAUUCGUCGGCAACGCAGAAUGGCUGAGCUCAAGGAAAAGCAAACCAAGAUUGGACUGGGCCUAGUGCCUGCGCCACCAGACAAGGUGAAAAAGGGCAAUUUGAUGCGUGUGCUCGGCGAUGUGGCUGUGAAAGACCCUACAGCAGUAGAGGCGCGAGUGAAUCGUGAAAUCGCCGAAAGACACCAGCAGCAUGUCGAUAUGAACGAGGAGCGGAAGCUCUCGAAAGAGCAACGCCACGAGAAGCUCAAGUCGAAACAAGAGAAGGAUGCCGGCAAGGGUAUCCAUGUUCUUGUCUUCAAGAUCAACAGCUUGGCGAAUGGACAGCAUCGCUACAAAAUUGGUGUUAACGCGGAGCAACUCAAUUUGACUGGCACGUGCAUCAUGCACCCAAAGUUCAACCUGGUUGUCGUGGAAGGCGGAGAGCACAGUGCGAACAAGUUCAAAAAGCUCAUGCUCAAUCGCAUUGAUUGGACGGAAAACUCCCCUUCUCGUGAAAAGGAUGGCAAUCGGGGCGUCGUCAGAGACUGGCUACUUGCCGAGAACGAGAGAGGUGAACUAAAAGACAUGUCGCUGAACGAGUGCAAAUUGGUCUUCGAUGGCGAGGAGAAGGAUCGCGGCUUCAGCAAAUGGGGUAGCCGCGUGUGCGAAAAUGAUGCCGAGGCGAGGGAUGUGCUGUCGAGGGCGAAGAUGGAGAACUUCUGGUCGCUCGCCAAAGCGUUCACUUGA